Molecule: messenger RNA, 2989 nt
Organism: Perognathus longimembris pacificus (Pacific pocket mouse)
Lineage: Eukaryota; Metazoa; Chordata; Mammalia; Rodentia; Heteromyidae
Gene: Safb
Product: scaffold attachment factor B
Exons: 21
Coding region: 24-2825 (933 amino acids)
Biological process (GO): regulation of mRNA processing; regulation of transcription by RNA polymerase II
Cellular component (GO): nucleus
Molecular function (GO): sequence-specific DNA binding; RNA binding
Source: RefSeq, a predicted model, not a curated record
GCGGUGGCGUCAGAGUCCCUGGAAUGGCGGAGACUCUGUCGGGUUUAGGAGAUUCGGGUGCGGCGGGAGCAGCGUCUCUGAGCUCCGCUUCGUCGGAGGCCGGGACGCGGCGGCUCAGCGACCUCCGGGUGAUUGACCUGCGGGCGGAGCUGAGGAAGCGGAACCUGGACUCGAGCGGUAACAAGAGCUUUUUGAUGGAGCGGCUGAGAAAGGCAAUUGAAGAUGAAGGUGGCAAUCCUGAUGAAAUCGAAAUUACCUCCGAAGGGAACAAGAAAGCAUCAAAAAGAUCCAGCAAAGGGCGGAAAGCCGAAGAGGAGGGUGUGGAAGAUAACGGGCUGGAGGACAACUCUGGAGAUGGUCAGGAGGAUGUGGAAACUAGUUUGGAGAACUUGCAGGACAUCGACAUGAUGGACAUCAGUGUUCUAGAUGAAGCCGAAAUUGACAACGGCAGCGUUGCUGACUGUGUGGAAGAGGAAGAUGCCGACAACCUCCCAGAGUCGCUGUGUGACAACAGAGAGCUGGCAGAGGGGGAGAUGAGAGAGCUUCCAGAGCAGCUUCAAGAACAUGCUGCAGAUGACAAGGAGUCAAUGAACAAUUUAGAUACGUCAUCGCCUGACUUCACUAUGCUACAGGAAAUGGAAGAGCCAUCUCUGGAGCCAGAAAAUGAGAAAAUACUCGACAUUUUGGGGGAAACUUGUAAAUCUGAGCCAGUAAAAGAAGAAGGUUCCGAGCUGGAGCAGCCAUUUGCACAGGAUACAAGUAGCGUGGGGCCAGACAGAAAGCUGGCGGAGGAAGAGGACCUUUUUGGCAGCGCCCAUCCGGAAGAGGAGGAGGAGGAAGAGCUUGAGGAGGAGGAGGAGGAGGAGGAGGGAGAUUUAGCAGUGGCCCACGAGUCACCGCACGCUCAGUGGAGCGUGGCAGACACCCUGUUAGCGGUAGUGAAAAGGGAGCCCGCGGAGCAGACAGGAGGCGAAGGCGCGAGGACGGACUGUGAGCCUGUAGGGCAGGAGAAGCCAGUUGAGCAGAGUAGCGCGGCCCCCGAGCUGGCGGAGGCCUCUAGCCAGGAGCUGGCAGAAGCGCCCACGGAAGCCCCGAGCCCCGAGCCCAGAGAUAGCAAAGAAGACGUGAAGAAGUUUGAGUUUGAAGCUUGUAAUGAAGUCCCUCCGGCUCCUAAAGAGUCCUCAACCAGUGAGGGCGCUGAUCAGAAAAUGAGUUCUGUGGAAGAUGACUCAGACACAAAGAGGCUCUCCCGAGAGGAAAAGGGUCGUAGCAGUUGUGGUAGGAAUUUCUGGGUUAGUGGACUUUCUUCUACAACCAGAGCCACAGAUUUGAAGAAUCUUUUCAGCAAAUAUGGGAAGGUGGUGGGUGCCAAGGUUGUGACAAAUGCUCGGAGCCCUGGAGCUCGUUGUUACGGCUUCGUCACCAUGUCCACAGCGGAAGAGGCCACCAAGUGCAUCAGCCACCUCCACAAGACAGAGCUGCACGGGAAGAUGAUCUCAGUGGAGAAGGCCAAAAAUGAACCUGCUGGCAAGAAAACUUCUGACAAGAGAGACGGGGAGGGCAAGAAGGAGAAGUUGAGCGCUGGGGACAGGUCUGCAAACGCAAAGAAAGAUGAUAAAGCUGAGAGAAAAGAUGAUGCCAAAAAAGGGGAAGACAUAAGUGGAGAAAAGAGCAAAGACCCAGAGGAACAGAAAGCCGGCCUCUCUGAGAGGACUCGAGCCACAAAAUCAGGAAGCCGAGGCAACGAGCGCACCGUGGUCAUGGACAAAUCCAAAGGUGUGCCCGUCAUCAGUGUGAAGAUGUCGGCCUCCAAGGAGCGGGUGUCCAAAAGCCAGGACCGCAAGUCAGCCAGCAGAGAGAAGCGGUCUGUUGUGUCCUUCGACAAAGCCAAAGAGCCUCGAAAGUCCAGAGACUCAGAGUCCCGGAGGGAGCGGGAGCGCAGCGAGCGGGAGCAGCGUCUGCAGGCGCAGUGGGAACGCGAGCGCGAGGAGCGCGAGCGGCUGGAGAUCGCCCGGGAGAGGCUGGCUUUCCACCGGCACAGGCUGGAGCGAGAGCGCAUGGAGCGGGAGCGGCUGGAGCGGGAACGCAUGCGGGUGGAGCAGGAGCGCCGGCGCGAGCAGGAGCGCAUCCACCGUGAGCGUGAGGAGCUGCGGCGCCAGCAGGAGCUGCGGUAUGAGCAGGAGCGGCGGCCCGCGGUGCGCAGGCCCUACGACGUGGACGGCCGGCGAGAGGAGGCCUACUGGCCAGAAGCCAAGCGGGCAGCACUGGACGAGCGCUACCACUCAGACUUCAGCCGACAGGAGCGCUUCCACGACUUCGACCACCGGGAACGGGGCCGCUACCCCAACUACUCUGUGGACAGGAGAGAAGGUUCCAGGUCAAUGAUGGGAGAAAGAGAAGGGCAGCAUUACCCAGAGCGCCACGGUGGACCCGAGCGCCACGGCCGGGACUCGCGGGACGGCUGGGGCUAUGGCUCAGACAAGAGGAUGAGCGAAGGCCGGGGGCUGCCCCCACCCCCGAGGGGCAGACGUGAAUGGGGAGAGCACGGCCGGAGGCUGGAGGAUGACCGUGUGUGGCAGGGGGCGGCUGAAGGGGGCAUGAUGGAGCGUGACCACAAGAGGUGGCAAGGUGGAGAGAGGAGCAUGUCCGGUCACUCGGGGCCUGGCCACCUGAUGAACCGGGGCGGCAUGUCAGAGCGCGGCGGCUUUGCCCCAGGCAGGGCCUCCCGGGGCCACGUGAUCCCACGUGGAGGGAUGCAAGGCGGCUUCGGGGGCCAGAGCCGGGGGAGCAGACCCAGCGAUGCCCGCUUCACCCGCCGCUACUGAGCACUUCCGGCCCGCGCCCACCCCGUCCAGACUGCGUUCUCCUAGAUCCCCUCCAGACACCGUGUACAAAUAAUUUUUUUAUCUGCUGCCAUAUUGUAGCUCGAUACAAUGUGAAUGUUUGUUUUUGUUCUUCAGUUUUUUUGUAAUAAAGUUGUUUCUGUUCA